Messenger RNA from Porites lobata, 10256 nucleotides. NCBI's taxonomy places the organism in Eukaryota, Metazoa, Cnidaria, Anthozoa, Scleractinia, Poritidae. The record is from the annotation of a GenBank genome assembly.
CUGAUCAGAAUAAUGGCCGCCGGAGUUGCUGUAGACGCUAGGCUUCGCUAAGUACGGACAAUAUUGUGUUUGCUCUCGCAAACAAGUCAUAUUGAAAUUUUAAUACACCAGAGUCCACACCUAAUUUGCAUACACAAAGAAAACAAUCAGACUGCGAGCGUGUGUCAGAUGAAUUGUAAUAUCGUACCUAGCAGAGAGGCCCCAGAGAGGGCGUGAUUCUCUUUAAGCAAAAUGGCUUACGGUGCGGGAGCAGCUGGUGCUGGUUAUAUGUAUCAAAUUUGCGAUAAACUCACCGAGGCAGUAGUCACGUUUGUGAACUCCAUUCACUUCAACAAGGAUGAGGUUAAGGGGGAGACCAAGCGAAGACAACUGAAUCUUACACAAGCAUACGCUUUGCUUUGGCAAGAGUCCAAGGAUGGUGAAGUGGAAGGCGCAAUGGAGCUACGAGCAGGUGCUGUAUGUGCCGCAUUGGUCGAUUUAAUUGUGCUGGACAGGGUAGAAAUCGAGAUCGAUCAGAAGUCACUGCUAGGAAUUAAAUACGAGAAUUCACUGUUAAAGGUAAAGUUGCAUUCUAUACGUCUUUAAUACCUACAAUGGCAACUUUUUUAAAUUCUCUGCCCUACUUAGAAGUCUCGUUGAGGGGCAAACCCUCGAAUUUUUGAACAUAGGCAAUAUAGUGAGCCAAUAAUUUGAAUGUAUUUAUUUAUUUGGCCACCAAAAGUAUUCCAAAGACUUGAUAAAAAUGACAAAAAUGUCCUCAUAGAAUCUCCAACCGCUGUAUUAGAUACAGAAAGAGGGCGCCAUACGAAAAUGCGGGUGCUACCCCCCGCUGUAAAACUGAUUGUUUGUAAUUGUUUGUGUGAAUACAAAUUGCUUAAUUAUAUAAAAUGCGUCAGGAAGAUAGCAGCAAUAUACAAAAAUCGUAAAGAAUGGCAACUGCUUUUUGAAGAAUACGUGUAAGAAAAACAUUUGUUCAUACCCAUAACUGAUUAGGACCUGCCAACUGUUUUGGAGGGAGUCAGUGAACUUUUAAGUAAGGAUGUUUUGAGCUGUGACAUAGUUUGAAUUAAUUACCAGACUACGAGUAGUACCUCAUUUUCCCUCAGGGAUGGUACCUGAUAGUAGAGCAAGUGAAACGCGAGCACCCAUGAAAAUUAUCCCAUGUGAGAAAGGCAAGAUGCGCCGGGGCAGAGAGAAAAAUGAGGGACUACAGACAAAGUCCAAGCUUUUGACCCUUCAUGGCCAACUGAUUUUGGUGUGUGAAGUUUGUAUUGCCUUUCAAAUCAAUUAAGUGUAACAAAAUGGGAUUCCUUCUCUCAUUGAGCUGUCAAUGCUAUUGUCAUCAGUAAACAUCAAGUGUUGAUAGUGGCUGGUGCGUCAUGGAAGAGCAUUGUGAGAGCAGCGCUUAAAGUCAAAAGCCUGGGCUUUGCCUGUAGUCCCUCUUUUUUCUCUCUCUCUGUCGUGUGUCGCCUUUCUCACAGGGGGUGAUUUUUACGCAUGCAUGUAUUUUGCUCGCUCUACUAUCCCUGAGGGAAAAUGGGGGAGUACUCGUAGUCUAAUUAAUUACAAACAUUUCUACUAAAUAUGACUUUUGUCUUACUACUAUACAAAUCUUGUAGGGUUUUACUCGCGGCAUCUUCAUCCACCUGUGUCAGAAAUAGACAAUGGGCCUACAUGUCCCUGACUUUGAAAAGUUAUGGGCCAUUAAGGUGGCUGAACACAGUUUUAGCAGUUUGUGAAUAUAUGUCAUUUGCCAAAUCAUGGCAAGAGAAGGGUUGCAGCUCACAAGCUGUGACUGACGGGUAAAAUUUGACAUUUUCGUUGUUUCCAUGACAACAUGAACAAUUGAAUACAACCUGAAAGUUUCACUUUUGCUCAGUUUACAUAAAAUUCACUCAUUAGAUUUUCCUAUAAACUUGUACACAGCUUACUAUAAUAUUAAUCAUUACCAUUUGACACUUAUUUGACCAAAUUUUAACGGACGGGUUUUUAGGUAAUUGAUAAAUAAAUAUAAUUGUACUGUAAUAUUAAACGUUUCCCAAAAAUCAUCUGUUCAAAUUCCAUUUUAAAGUUCUCAUUAUUUAAAAUACGAUAAAAGUAAAAAUUCCGCCAAGUACCACCAAUUUUUUAAUUAAUGAGUAGAUUUUGAGAAAUCGCCUUCUCUGUAACAUUGCUUUUUUCGCUGCCAUGUUUGUUUGUCUAAUAAUAUUUAUUAAAAAACAUGCGCCGUCAUGCAAGUUUAACCACUGACCGCCUGCAAAACACCAUGUCACAGGAAAUGAAAUUAUAUGUGCAAUUGAAGAUAUAAAAGUGUGUCGAUCAUCAUCAUCAUGAACAUCAGGGUUUGCAUUCACUCAACCCCUCCCUGGAUCGAUCCCACAGGUGUCUGCGCUUGGCUAAUCUUAGCCGUAAGGGUCCGAUCUGCUGUCUGAUGAGAUUGUCUCUCCAUCUUGUUUUUGGAUGACCCGGUUUUCUGGUCCAAUCUCUUGGGUCCACAGUCUGUUGCUCUGAUGGUCCAAUGAUUAUCAAAUAGCCAGGCAAUGUGACCUGCACAUCUACGCUUUGCUUCUCUGAUAGUGUUGAUGAUAUCGCUUACACCAGUUUCUUGACAGAUCCAGGUGUUUUGCUUUUGAUCCUAAAGGGUAAUGCCUAGUAUUAUGCGUUCCACCUUACGCUGGUUGACUGCAAGCUUAUCCAUCAUAGCGUUGUUAAGUGCCCAUGUCUCACAACCAGAUGUCAUUACUGGUAAAAUAGUGUGUUCAGUAUUUUAUUGUGAUUAGGUACCAAGUAUUUUUCAGUUUUUAAUUAUGUUUAUUCAGGUUUUACAAAAUGUACUGAAUCAAUCAGUGCAUCCAUUCAACUUACAUGUAACUCAGGAUAUAAAGAGCAAUCAAUUUGACCCUUUUAGCAGUCACUAUAUUAUUUUGAUACACAGAAAGUUGCGUAGCUAGCACAAGCUAAGUCUAUUAUUAAGAAUAAGAAUUAAGCAUGAUAAUUGCUAAGUCUAAACUAAACUGAGUAAGUGACUCCAAUCCAACUUACUGUAACUUUGAAGCUGAUACUUCUUUGCUAUACUACUUGUUUUCAAUGUUUUGCAAAACAUGGCAUCCCUUUCAAACAUGAGCCACUUUGCGCGGUUGGAAUUUUCUGUAUUCGUUACUUGCAGGCCUGGAAAGUGUUUUUAUAUCGUUGUUCUUGUUUUCAUUUUCGCAGUUGAUCUUGAACUUGGCUGUCAUAUUCGUGCUAAAAAAGGGAGUCUCUUUGGAGGCAUUAUCUCAAUAAUAAAAUUUUUUAUUAAAAUGUUAAAUGAAUUUGUUUUGGCAAGAAAGACAAAGACAGCUAGAAGCAAAUAUCAACUCAAAGCACGUCUGUCUUGACAGAACUGAGUGCAUUUGCAAACUUUAGAUCACUGAUCAAAGAAACAAAGGGUUAGGUUCAUGUUUUUAUUUGUUGUACACGUAACACCAAAUUAAUACAGAUUAAGGAGCUUAUAACUAAAGUGCUCAUUACGCGACUUUAGGGUGGCUAGCAGUUUUAUAGUGCAACAUUUUCUAACUUUAAUAUGGGCCAUGCACAUGGCCCACGGCCUUCCCAAUCCCUGCUACCUAAUUAGGGGAUGAGGUUUUCAUACAAUCUGAAGAAUCACUCAGAUCUAGGAGGGUGUCAUGUACCGUUAUAAUGAAUGAGACUAUCCAAGAUCUGCAUAUUAUUGUUCAGAUCAUAAAAAAGCUGAACCCAUUAUGUAUGUUUAUGCAAAAUACACGUAGUUCUUGCUUUAAAACAAGCUUAACUUGAUUGAUGUUAAAUUUCUGUCUUCAUUUGUCUGUUCCAUGAGAAAUUAUGGACAUACAAAGAGAUGUUUAAAAGCUAACAUAUUCUCCAGAUAGCAGUUGCCAUCUGUUUAUUUAGCAUUUUUUGCUGUGUUGCUAUGUUUUAGGCUAAAAUUUGGCUAUUUACAAGUGAGCUUAAUAUGCAAUCUCGUCCCCAGGGAUUCUCGCUUGCCUGAUCCCUUUUUUCUGGUGAUAGCCUUUACUGUGUAGUUAGCUCUGAGGAAUAAGCCAGGGGCCUGAGCAAAUCAGAAACAGAGAGAUAUUGUGAGUUAAAUAUGAUAAUUAUAAUUCCCACUCCUUUUUCAUGAAAAUCCCGCAUCCCGCAAUUUUGGACAUCUCUUUCCUGAAUUCCUUUUUUCUUUCCAAAAAAAAUACAACGAGGCACACUGUCUCUAUAGUUUGGUUUGAACAGGUAAUCAUGCAGCUCCUGGUUUUAGAGGAGAUACCACUUAAUGCUCGCGUGGUUAUUUCAUAAUUGCUGCUCAAACAUAGGAUUUCCCAAAUUCGCGACAUAUGGUUAAAAAAUCCCCUAUCCCAAGCCCAAAUUUUGGCAAAUCUGGCUUCCCAGGUGACCAGGAAAUCCUGUUUCCGGUUAAGAUAAUUAUCCAUUGUUUUCCAGAAUCCCACACUGUAUUUUGGUCAAAUCAUGGAUCGCGAUAAAUCUCUUUUAGACCCUGGUCAGAGUGAGGAAGCAGUCUGCAAUUUUGCUGCUUCUCGUGGAAUACUGGCUCUUAUUCAAUACUAAGGUUUAUUAGUUAAGGCCUUGCAUUGCCAUGCCACCUGUUAUGUAUACUUUGGUUUCAUCAUAUUUGCUUCUUAACACUGUAUAGUUCAACAUUUUGAUUGGGCUGCUACAUGUAUGCUGUAUGUGAAACAGUGUUGACUGUCACAAAAGGAAAAUUAUUCAUCAUUGUUAUCAAAACGCUGCCAAAUGACAAAGUGCUCUCUGUAAAACAUGCCUUUUUGUGGGCCAAAUGGGCAAUGGGCAGGCUGAAAAUGCAUUUGCUGCCCUGAUUUUGAUUGGCUGUAGACUAGAUGUCAAACAACUUUGCAUGGCCAAUGAGAUCCUGAGGAUACCAUUUCAGUGCCAGAGUUGGCGCAAAUUUUUGUGGAUGAAUUUGCACUUGCUCACUUUGUAGUUUUGUGGUGAACGUUUGACGUUUGGAGAUGCUAUUUUAAAAUGGAAAAGUCCCAAAUUUUCAGCUUUUUUCUGGUCAAAAUUUGGACUUAAACAAUGAGCAACUGGAUGAAAUUGAGCAAAAAGCUCAGACAAAAAACAACAAGAGAGCAAGAGUGAGGAGUAAAAAAGUUCGAGAAAUGGUGUGAGAAAAGAAAAAUUAAUUUAUAGUGGAUCUGUGAAUACAGUGAAAUUCUACAAAAGUUCUUCGCUGAAGUGAAAACAGAGAAAGGUUGUGCGUUCACUCCAAGUGCAUGAACUGGAAUGAGAUCAUGCAGGCAUUCAUCGCCAUCCACUCAGCUGAAACAUAAACAUUUUGCAAGAGUCUGCGAAUUCAUGUCCGCCAACAAAACAAUGCUAAACCAAAACACAAAUCAUCUAUUCAGUCAGGAGACAGACAGAAAUUAAAUCGCUACUUCAUGGAAGGGCAGAAAAUGGACGGCGUUUGGAAAGAUGUGGAGAAGUUAGUUGAGUUUAUUAGGUUUUUGUUGUGUUUUCAUUUUGCUUGCUGUGGCAAAGAUUUCGCCUUGUGUACUGUAUUGCAGAUAAUAAUAUAAUGAUAAUCACAUGACUUUUGGCGGGUUAUAAUUGUGUCCCUCAUAGCAUCAUUUGCAACCUUGCUCCGUUCGGGCGCAAAUGAUGCUACUCGGUAUGCCCUCCAAAAGUCAUGUGAUUGUCCUAUUAUUAUUCUUAUUCCAGUAAACAAUAAUUUCAACAAAAAUUUCCAUUCAAGGAAAGUAAGUGGCAGAGCAUAAGUAACGUUCUUUUUUAGUAAUAUCAAAUUUAUUGUGCUCUGAGUCGCAAGACAUCCUUCUCUUAUUGGUUACUGUCAGCAUUUAAACGCAUUAAGGUGGCAGGAAUGCUUGCUGGAAAAUUCAAAUUAAAUGCCUAAGGAAGACCAAUGUGAGUGUGGCUUAAGCUUCAACUAGAUGCAGUAACCUCUAAAGAAGACCGAAUGAAAACAGACAUCUAAAUACAUCUUAAGAGCCACCCAGGUAUCUGAAUAAGUGCCAGGCCUAGGGAUGUUGUGUUCUUUUUUAAGCAUAAUUUCUGUGCGGUCAGUGUCAUGGCAUUUUUUUGUAAAAUUCUUUAGCCAUAGCCCUAAUCCAACGAUCCCUAGAUGAGCAAAUACAGUGACUUUCUGUCCCAAAAACCCUACAUGUAAGUGAGACCAUUAGGCCACUUGCAUUAAGAGGUCAUGUGACCAAUGCUUGCUUUAAAUAAUGAUUGAGCUGGAAUCUUGCUAAUGCCAAAAAUUGGCAGAGCACAUAAAAAUUGUCUUACAUCCGAUAUUGAGAGGAAAUGCAUUUAAUGGAGAUAUUUUAUGGCUCUUUGAUUUUUCAAUAAGGUAGUAUGAUUACAAAUCAAAUGUAAUUGAUCAGAAAUUCUUGCCUCUACAUGUACAUGUUCAGCAUGACUGUCUUUAAAGACACCCCUAGCUAACUUAGUGGCCACCAUAAUGCUUUCCUGAUCAGCAGCUAUUAUUUAUAUGUUUUUUUUUCUUAAAGGUAAAGGAUACUACCCCAACUGGAAUUACAUGUUUAGAUGAUGCUCUUUUCAAACAAAUUAAGAAGCAUCAGGAUAAGUCACCUGAAAAGCCCAAAAAGGUUCAAGAUUAUUUUGAAAAAGAAGUCUGUAUAUGGAAAGAUAAGUCUGAAAAAUCCUGUGCUUACAAAGCGUUGGAUGAUCUUGUGGACCAGGGUAUUCUUGACAAGAAGAAGAAGUUCUUUGGAAUGAAGUAUCCUACUAUACAACCAGGUAAGUCAAUUAAGAAAUUAGCGGGCCAACAUAAGUAAUGAAUUGCAUGACAGCUAGGGCCUGCAGUACAUUAGUUUUUCAAGUGAUGAGGGUGUUGAAUAUUUAUUGAAGUGUGUAGGAAACUGAUGGGAGUGGUCCUUAAGGGUGGCAUCUCUCGGUUCAAAUGGGUCUACAUGUAGUUGUUACAUAUAAAAUAAAGAGUGCAAGGAUUAACACACUCAAUUGUCCAGCAAAUCUGUAAAACAGCUAGUGUGUUUUUCACUUUUCGAGCCUGAAAUUCCUGUUAUUUUUUUUUUUGGCUUUCCAAUAAUUGAUAUCAGCCAGCCAAUUCCCAAUGUGUGGCACUAGCAAACUCCUUUGGUCAUAAGAAGUGUGCUUUGCAAUCAAAAAGGGAUCAAAAUUAUGUUUUUUUAUGCGUUGAUUUUCACUCAUAUUUUGAAGCUUGCUUUUAAAUUAAUCAUUUUUAGUUUACUUAUACAGAUAUCAGUACAAAUUCUUUUUUCAAAUAGUUUAUGGGGCAUAAUAUUUUUUUAUUAGUGGACAACGAUAGCUGUAGGUCAAUCAAUUAGCUCUACAACUGUACUAAAGGGUUCAUUGUAAGUGGUACCUGUAAACCAGGCCUCAGCUGCUCCAAAGUUGGAUAGUGCUAUCCACCUUAUAGAGCAUUUUAACUCGUGUGGACAGCAGCUAUAUGCAAAUUUAUUGGAUCCAAAGAAAGCGUUUACAUGAGAAAAAUGUUGAACUCUCACAGGACUUGUUUGGGAACCCAACAUGGCAGACAUGACGUCAUGUGAAAAUGCUCUAUAUAAUUAAAUCACCAUCCAGUGGGUAAGUAUUUAAAAAAUCCAAUAAAAUAUUCCACUAUCCACUGGAUAGUAAUAAAGCCAUAGUAUAGCACUAUCCACCUUGUAAACAACUGGGGCCUUACUUGGCGCCAGGAGUUGGCACUCAUCUUGAGGUCAGAGUAAGUAAUGAAAAUUAUUCUAACUUCUAAAUCCAGUCACAGGUGUUAUCCUUUCGGGGCUAGGGGUCAGUUCAAUAGUUAACACCUGUCAGGGCAACCUUCAGGGUGUCCAGUUCCUAUUCUUCCUAUUUUUUCCUGUUUUUUGAGCCUACUCCUAUUUUCUCCUCUUUUUAAACUAAAACCUCCCAUCUUUCCUAUUUUGUGGCUGGUGAAGCCAAAAUUUGUAACUAAAUUGAAAGUGGAAUUAUAGUUGUAUGUGCUUUUGAGUGAGCUUUAUCAUAAAGCAAGUAGUAUUUUGACUUUCACAGUGAUGUUCUAAUAUUAGCAAAAAUAAUAGAACUUUACAUUAUUUGUUCUUCCCAUGUCCUCUAUUGCCUAUUAGGGUUCUGUUAACAACUUUGUUAUAUUGCUACUUUACGCGCUUUUGAUCAUAUUUGCAUGGAAAAGGCAUUUUAUAAAUUUUAAAUUAUUAUUAUUAUUACUACUUUUUGUAUAAUUUUCUAGUGCACCUACAUGUAUUGUAUGUCGUGUUAUAGUUGUCAUGACUAUUGAAUAAUAAUGUGCAUAGCACUGAAACUGCAUUUCAAUAUGUGCGUUUUUAUGUUUAUCUUUCAACCUGAAAACAGGAUCAAGUUGUCCUCUCACAGCAAAGGGCAGAUAAAUCAUCCAAUCAGCUUCUUGUUUAAAAAUCCAGUCACUAGCUGAUUCUGGAUGCUACUUGAAAAGAACAGACUAAAGUUUAGUUUACAGCACUAGCCCCCCUUGGUGAGCCCUUUAGCUUGUUAACAGCUGUUCCUAAGCUACUGACAAAGGAUCCAAUAUUUUGGUUGUGAAACCGGUCUUGCAGUCAUAGCUAAGCAGAGUGUUAUGUUCUUCUUAGAACUUAACCAUGACAAACUUACAAUCUGGUUAACCGAAUAGGUCAGACUGUCAUUUUGCAUUAUCUGCUACACCAUAGAUAUCAUUUAACUGGUUGAUAGCACUUAAUCCAACUUUUGGACAACCGGAGGAAUUAUGUCGGAGGUUCCUUUUGUUUUUUGUUUUUUUAACUGAAUUACCUGUUGCUGUUUUUGUUUUCUACCGCAUUGCCUGGGUUACUAACAAUCAUUUAUAAGGAACGUCAUGUUUUAACACAACAUACAUGAAAUAGGUGAUUAAAUAAAGUGUAUUAAUUUUAACUGACAAAAAAUUGUUUGAAUAAUCAGUUUUCAUGAUUCCGCCCUUUGUUUUGCAGAAAAAGAGGCUGCCUUGGUUAAAGAAAUUCGUCAAGUGGCUUUGGAAAAUGUUUCUCCAGAUGCUUAUAUAAGAGCUUUGCUGUUGAUCAUGCGUGCAGUGGAUAACUUCUACGUGCUCUCUGAUCCUCUUCUAAGGAGACAUUUUUCUAAGGGGAGGAAUACAACACUAUUAUUAUUUCCUAGUCCAAAAUACAUGUAUUAUGGAGAGAAUCAAGGACCUUGUUGGCCUUGGUUUAAAGAAAAAAGGGGGGUCUAUGGCAAAUAGUCAAGACUGUACAGACACUACCAUUAUUUCCUAAUCCAUAAAUGCAUGUAUUAUGGGUGGGUUAUUUCCCAGCGGCACAUCGUAUUCUUCUCACUGAAGUGUCGUGAAGAGUGGGUGGUACAAAUUGGUUUAAUCAUGAUAGGAAUUGUAUUCCGAGUUUAUACUAUGUUUAAUUAUAUUAUACACACUGCACUGAAUCUGGUAAUGCUAAGAAAUGUAGCUACUGUAGACUGUACAUGUAUCAAUCAAUAUAAAUUCAAGGAUAGAAAGUUGAAGACAGAAUCGAAUUAACUCACGUUUGAAAUGCUAUUUCAGCAUUUAUUAGGAGCUGCACUUUGGACUUUUCAGGAAAGUAUAUUCUGCAAACAGACUUGGAAAUGAUUAUGAGAAAAAAAAAACUUUUUUUGCAUGGACAAGAACCAAUAACCCAGUGCAUGGACUUAGCCAGCCACUUUUAGUGCACACCAGAAAACGUGAAUCAAAAGAGCGCUUAGACCUAGGGAAAAAAUUCCCUGAAUCAAAUCUCCAGUCCCCCAAAAAAUCACGAUUAUGGUCGGCCCACUUUUGCAAGGGUGAGUUUCUUUAAGAGAAUUCAGCUUUUAGAUGGUUAUGCGGAUCACUUGGAGUUGUUCCCACGGACAAAGGAAAUAUCAAUAUCAGUAUGCAUGGUGGGAAGACUGCUUGCCCAAUGAACCUUUUCAGAAUUUCAAAUUGUGCCAAGAAAGAUUCCAUUUGCCAGACCGUGCAGCAGUGUCCACAUUCGAUCCACAUCAGUUAACACACAGGUUUAGGUGGACAAUUUCGUCCAUUUACUUUGUCACCCUAAGCCUUGAUAUGGUGCCUUCGAUCACAGGAAUAUUGGAAUUUUCCUGCUUAGCAAACUGCUGAUUUUGGAUGUUUCUGGACAGAAUGACAAAUUAUAUUAAUAUUUUUACGCACACAGACCAUCACUUUAGAUUGCAAAAUGGCUCCUCUGUAUCUCUUAAUUAGCGAGCUUUCUGCUUUAGAAUGUUAUCUUUUGAGGCGC